AUGAGUGGACCACACACUGCGUUCUUCUACGGGUGGCAGAUGGAGCCCAAGGUCUUCUUCACAGUGACGCAGGGCAACGGUAGACCUCCCCAGGUCAUCAAGGACCUCUACACCUUCACCCCGGCCGUCCUGGACAACUACACCCGCCACCGCGUCAAGUUCGCCGACUACCCCGGCAUGAUUCCGGAGGAGGGCGGCUCAGUGCUCGGCAUCUACGCGACGGGUCUCACGGACGCCAACGUCCUCAAGCUCGACCUGUUCGAGGGUUCCGAGUACGAGAAGAGGAUCGUCACAGUCAAGGUCCGCGGUGAUGACGGCAAGGGGGAGGAAAAGCAGGCCACGGCGUACAUUUACAGGCACCCGGAGCACCUCGAGCGGGUGGAGUGGUCUUUUGAGGAGUUCCGCAAGGAUAAGAUGCAUGUCUGGACACGCGAGAGCUACGUUUUCGAAGGCUGCGAUGACUUUGCCGAAUUUGAGAAAAUAGAACACGAAGAUGCGCGGGGUCACGACGAAAAUGGAAAUGACAAUGCGGUCAAGCAAGAUGGUGCUUAA
This is a messenger RNA of Colletotrichum truncatum, 552 nucleotides long. RefSeq names its product AIG2-like family protein. The record is from RefSeq and is a predicted model, not a curated record. Lineage: Eukaryota; Fungi; Ascomycota; Sordariomycetes; Glomerellales; Glomerellaceae.